UUUGUCAAUAACUGGUGAUAAGUCUCCAGGUUCAAUAUCAAACAGCAUGUGGUCCUGUGAGGUAAAUACCUAUCGGCCAUCUGCAGGCUGGAUAAUCCCUGAGAGCAGAUUAGAGCCGGGAGGAGUCGCCACGACGACACUCCCGAGGAACCAUCUCACUGUUCGUGGUCCAGGAACAAGACCACUCGGAAAGAAGUUUUGGGAUAUUUUAAACAAAUGUGCUUAGUUGUGAAAAAUGUUAAGAUUUUAUUGUCAAGCUUAAAACAACCUUUGUGCCUUUAUUGUGCCCCGUACAAGGGCUUUCAUUUUCACCCAUUUUUCACUUUUGACUCCCGGCUGAGGACUAUUUUUAUUCCAUAGUUUAAUUUCUGAAAAACUACAUUUAGUUUUAAGCUGUGUGCGAUUGUGGACUUCAGGCUCAUACUUUGAAGGACACCUUUCAUGGACUAAAACAUCAGGAGGUCUUUUUACAGACAGUUGGUUGGACAUUUAUUGUGAAGCGCAGAAGAAAUUUGUGACAAACACCAAAGAAAGAAGGAUAUUUGCAUGCUCUCUGGGGCUUUUAUUAUGAAAGGAUAUGCAUGAUGUGAUCUGUCUUGUGGUCGCGCCUGACAUCAACAGGCUGCCAGGAUGAUUCCCUAUGCCGAGUGUCUUGGGGGGGAAGGGAGGAGGCCUGUCGUGACUUCACGCUGUUGGAACGGCGGCGGCGACGAGGAGCAAGACGAGCUGCUUCCUCGCAAGAUGGCCGCCCUGAAGCCGAGGACGGAGGGCAGCCUGCGCCGCCGGCUCCUCAGCGCCAAAAUCCAUCAGCACCAUGACGCCAUCCUGGGCCUGAGCGCGGGUGGUGCCUGCGGGCUGGCGACGCCCACUGGUGAAUGGCAGCCCCUGCCACCUCACCACCAAAAUCCAGCCAACAGCCCGUGGUUCCGCCGCCAGCACCCCCCCCCCCACAGCCAACCAUCUCUUGCCCCAGAGACUCAUGGGAAACCAAACCAGCUUACCCCCCCCCCUCUUCAGCUGCCACGCUCAACCUACCCGGUGCUCGCCCUGAGGGGCCGCACAGGUUCCUGCCCCCCCACCCCAGAGCCCCGACCCGGCUACACUCUGCCGGUCCCGUCCCACUUCGGAGAACAAGAGGCACCAUCGCAGUACCAAUAUCAACCCAGCAGGAGACGCCGGGCCGGCCUCUUCUGCUUCACAUCCCAACGUGGGCGGAGCUGCGGACCAGAGGCUACACAGACCACGCCCCUCCUACACGGAGCAGGUGACCCGGACAGCAAGUGGUCUGUUCACUACACUACCCAGAAGCCCCAGCGGGGUCUGUUCUUCAUCCCUGCUAAUGACCUGCAAGGUCAGUUGUCACCCGGGAGCAGCCGCUCAGCAUGUAGCACGCUGACUCAACACGGCUGCAGCCGACCACAUAGCCCUCCGACCCCCCCCCCUUUCCUUUCCUCUUCUGGCCUCGACCAAUCGGAGGGCAGCACGGCACGCAGAGGUUGGAAGGACAAAAGCAGGAGGAUGACGUCAACAAUCUUCGACUUUCUCGCUCAGUCGUGUUUCUCAGUUUGUUUCAAAGUUUCAGUUUGGAGGAGAAAGUCCUCAGCUUUCUCAGAAGAAGACGAACAGUUCGUCUUGACCAACACUCAACCUUUGACCCCACUGUUUCUGAACCACGUCCCCCGCGCCGCAUGUUGGGAGGUCUUUGGCUCGGUGGGCGAGCCGUCAGCCAAUCGAGAGGCGGAGCAAUUAGUCGACCAGGAGGCGGAGGAAAAGAUCCCACACCUUCCAACACCAGAGGAGAGGAUGAGGAAGCAGGCACAGAUGGUUGCCGCGGAUAUUGUCCUGAUCAAUAUAUCAGGAGAGAGUUUUGAUCGUCAGGCCAGUUUUAGAAAAGUUGCCUCUAAAACCGACUCAUUUUCCCGGCGACCCUGCAACCUGAACCGCCACGAGACGGUUACUGGCAUACUUGAUGAUGUCAUCCGUGACCUGGACUCGCUUUCGGAAUCGAUGGUUCUUCGGGAUCAGUUCUCCACUGUUGGUCAACCUGUCGCCUCCUCCUCCUUGCAGCAGAGUUUAAAGACUGCAGAGGAAGGGCCUUCAUUGGUAAGGAGGAUCCGAGCCCCCAGAAGUGGAGGGCUGUCCAGCCUCAUGGCCUCACUCACAUCCGGCCAACCUGUCGACUCCUCCUCAGAACUUCACGGCCCGGUGGUUGCCUCCGCUCUGACCUCCGAGGCCUCCUACAGGACACACAGCACCUCCUCGACCUGUAUUCAGGAUCUUCAUGGUUUCUCCAGCGACCUCCAGCCCAUGCUGCCCUUGGAUCCCAAAGCCAGAGUCAUCUCCCAGUCCCCUUGUUCCUCCUCUUGCUCCUUCCCUUGCUCCCCCACCCCCUCCUGCCUCACCAGCACUCCCAGCCGAGCCCCCCAAUCGGAAGGGUCUUACCCCAGCAAUAUCCCCCCGAAUGAGGCUCAUCCCAGUUCCUCCUCCUACUACCUCUCCUCUUCUUCAAUCUCACAGUCUCAGUUUAGCCUCCAGGCUCUGGACCAGACCCCUCCCUGGCAGGACCCCAGAAACUCCCAGGAGGGUCAGAACCACCGGACCUCCUCCUCUCUGAACGCAACGUUGUCUUCCUCCUUCCCUUGCUCUCGUUCAGCCGGCCGCAGCAUCUCGCUACGCAAGUCAACCAGACCGCCGCCGCCACCGCUACGUUCAGACUCUCUGAGGCGCCGGCCGGGUCGCGUCAAACCUCCCCGCUCAUCUUCCUCCUGUCUCCGGUCUGAGGGGAGCCCCCCCAAUGACCAAACCAUCCGGUGCGGGCUCUCACCCAAGACCUUCCACGACCCCUGGGUGCCUCGGGGAACACAAAGCGCCGCCAGAGCAGCUUUCAACUGUGGGACUGUGACAACCUUUGAACCGCUUACUCGGAAUGCCAGACGGACACAGCUGAGUGUUCUUCACUAAGCUCUGCCCAGUCGCAGACCGUGCCCAA
Gasterosteus aculeatus aculeatus (three-spined stickleback) is the source of this 2989-nucleotide messenger RNA. RefSeq lists its product as uncharacterized. The record is from RefSeq and is a predicted model, not a curated record. Lineage: Eukaryota; Metazoa; Chordata; Actinopteri; Perciformes; Gasterosteidae. Gene Ontology annotation, biological process: cell differentiation.